UAAGGGGGAACUCUCUCUCAUACAAAGAAGAUGCGAAGAGGGGGAGAGAGAGAGAGGAGUCAGAUCUUGGAAAUUUCUCUACUCCUCUCGUCCUCUCCUCUCUCCAAAAGCCCACGACUUGGUCUAAAGCAACGCCCUUUUAUCUCUCUCUCUCUGUAUCAAUCCUCUUCUCUCGCUCUCUCUCUCUCUCUCUCUCUCUCUCUUCUGUUUCCAGAUAUCUUGUUCCGGUCGGCUCGACGAGUUUAUUUCACCGGAGAGGGCUAUAUUUUCACCCAUAAGUUGCGUGGCCAAGGAGAAUAGUUCUGCUGUUAUCGAUUCAUUGAUAAGAUAAUUUUUCACAUGCUACCAGUCAAUAGGAGCAGAAGUCAGCCGAGGGCCGGUAGAUCUUGGCCCUUCUCAGGAAUGGAGUUCUCAGAUUCAAGACGCAAGCCUCAUUUUCUUGGGAAAGUAAUCACCGCCGUUGUUCUUACGGCCUUGUGCAUAUAUAUUCUGAAGCAAUCCCCUGGUUUUGGUGGCACUAGUGUGUUUUCACGUCAUGACCCCGGAGUAACCCAUGUCUUAGUAACUGGAGGUGCUGGCUAUAUUGGUUCGCACGCUGCGCUUCGGCUCUUAAAGGACUCCUAUCGAGUUACUAUCGUGGAUAACCUCUCUAGAGGAAAUAUGGGUGCCGUGAAAGUCCUCCAGGAGCUAUUCCCGGAGCCUGGGAGACUUCAAUUUAUCUAUGCUGAUUUGGGCGAUGCGAAAGCUGUGAACAAAAUAUUCGCAGAGAAUGCAUUCGAUGCUGUAAUGCACUUUGCCGCAGUCGCAUAUGUUGGCGAGAGUACAAUGGAACCUCUUCGGUACUAUCACAAUAUCACGGCUAAUACUUUGACUGUUCUGGAGGCCAUGGCAGCUCAUGGUGUGAAAACUCUGAUUUAUUCAAGUACAUGUGCGACUUACGGAGAACCUAAGAAGAUGCCGAUUACGGAAGUUACUCCUCAGUCUCCUAUCAACCCGUAUGGGAAAGCCAAGAAAAUGGCGGAGGACAUUAUAUUAGAUUUCUCAAAGAGAUCAGACAUGGCUGUUAUGAUACUAAGGUACUUUAAUGUCAUUGGAUCGGACCCAGAAGGUAGAUUAGGGGAAGCUCCUAGACCGGAAUUGCGAGAGCAUGGCAGGAUAUCUGGGGCGUGCUUCGAUGCGGCUUUAGGAGUUAUUCCGGGACUUAAGGUUAAAGGAACGGACUAUCCGACAGCUGACGGAACCUGUAUCAGAGACUAUAUCGAUGUCACAGAUCUAGUCGAUGCGCAUGUCAAGGCACUUGACAAGGCGGAGCCUAAGAAAGUUGGCAUUUACAAUGUUGGCACCGGACAAGGUAGAUCAGUAAAGCAGUUUGUGGAAGCAUGCAAGCAAGCAACCGGAGCAAAGAUAAAAGUCGAGUAUCUCAGCCGCAGGCCGGGAGACUAUGCCGAAGUCUACAGCGACCCCGCGAAGAUCAACCACGAGCUCAACUGGACGGCCCGCUACACCGACCUGCAGGAGAGCCUCUCGAUCGCGUGGCGAUGGCAGAGAUCGCAUCCCAACGGCUACGGGAGAUCCUAAAAACACAUAGCUUGUCGAUUCAACUCCUCUGAAUAUGAGAGAUAGAAUUUGGGCACGAGUUUGUUUUCUACCAUGUAUUGUAUUGCGUAAAUUUUAUCAUAAGAGGGUGAUAUUUUUUUGGCAAAAUUUGGUAGGGGUCAGGAUAGGAGCAUAUAUUUCAUUUAUUAUUAUUUUUUUCCUUACAUGUCAGCAAAACAGAAUCUAAUAACCAGUUCAGUUGAUUGCUAUACACCCCUCUCCCCCACCUUGAUUAAUCUCAUGUGUAUUAUGCUUUUGUUAUAAAUUAUGGUGAAUCUAAAGGCCUCUCUUUGUAA
Messenger RNA from Ananas comosus (pineapple), 1892 nucleotides. Its product is annotated as probable UDP-arabinose 4-epimerase 3. Gene Ontology annotation, biological process: beta-D-galactose catabolic process via UDP-galactose, Leloir pathway. Lineage: Eukaryota; Viridiplantae; Streptophyta; Magnoliopsida; Poales; Bromeliaceae. Gene Ontology annotation, cellular component: cytosol. The record is from RefSeq and is a predicted model, not a curated record. The coding region runs from base 340 to 1578 and encodes 412 amino acids. Gene Ontology annotation, molecular function: UDP-glucose 4-epimerase activity. The transcript has 11 exons.